Molecule: messenger RNA, 809 nt
Organism: Marchantia polymorpha subsp. ruderalis
Lineage: Eukaryota; Viridiplantae; Streptophyta; Marchantiopsida; Marchantiales; Marchantiaceae
Source: the annotation of a GenBank genome assembly
UCUGCAAUGCGCUUCUUCUGACGUGAGACGAAAUUGGUAUUCUGCGCAUUAGAAAAGGAUUCUUGAAGAGUCAUGAGUCAUGGCCUGUGGGUCACUUUCAAGAAGCAUCUUCAGCUCGUAAGCUUUAAUCAGCAGGGCUCGGAGAAAUGAUUGUACCGCGAGGAUUCCAAGCUGUUGGAGAGAGAGACACAAUGCGCGGGCGACACACGCAAGGCAGCGGAAAGAGUGGACUCUGUUUUUCGGGGGUGUUGCCAAUGCGAGCACAUUGAUGUCACCAUCCAUGGCAGGGAAUGUCCGGCUCGGGCAUUCGGACGCUGGAGUCCUAACCGCAUUUCCCACACCGGGCAGACGUGUGCGCCAAGCAAGAGAUGAAAAUUCACUUGCUCGAGAUGAAAAUUCACCGUGAACCAACAGGCUAAAGUUCUGGAAGAUUGUGACGCACGAUCUGUUCAACAUUUUCGUCAGCAUCAAUCGACCUGCACAAAGAGAACUUUGCUCGGAGGAUAAACCGGUUUCGAGGAAAGUGAGCGGCGUGAAGUCAAAGGUUUGGGAGGCAGAAGACAGGCAUCCAUCCGAGAUUGUCCAGAAAUCAUGCCUUUCAGUGUUGCCGCUUCCAUUUCUACAGCAGCCAACUAUGUAUGGAGAAACUUAAGUCUGAUCACAUGUUUGGGCUUGAGACAUGGAAGUCAGGGCAUAUUCCGGACGCUCGGAACUUGAGCAGUCAUCGCAGUCUACAGUGCAGUACGGCGAAUUAAUUUCAGUGUUCUUGAGAGGAUGAUGAAUAUACAAAACUUUCCUGUGACAGCCUC